CCUAUUGGAGAUUUCCCUACUCCAGAAGAGUUGGCGAAUCUUGAUGAAGACUUUUUAGCCAAGCGUUGUAACCUUGGAUAUCGAGCAAAGCGAAUUAUAUCCCUUGCACGGUGCAUUGUGGAAGGAAAGGUAUGCACACAAAAUCUGGAAGAAAUGCUCAAAAUGUCAGCUACAGAAGAGAUAUCUACCAUCCCAUCCACCUACGGAAGACUGGAUAAAGAGUUAUCUACUAUCUCCGGAUUUGGCCCUUUCACUCGUGCCAAUGUGCUCAUGUGCAUGGGAUUUUUUCACAUGAUCCCAGCUGAUACCGAGACAAUUAGGCACUUAAAGAAGUGUCAUAAAAGGGCGAGCACCAUUAAAUCUGUUCAUAUGGAAUUGCAUAAUAUCUAUGGCAAGUACGCUCCAUUUCAGUUCUUGGCAUACUGGUUUGAGUUAUGGGGCUUCUAUGACAAGCAAUUUGGAAAGAUCAGUGACAUGGACCCAUCCAAAUAUGGGCUCUUUACUGCAAGCUAUUUGAAGAAGGCGGCAUCGAUUAGAUAGGAAAUUAGACAUGAGCCUUUCUUUCUUUUGUAAACACGGCCAUGCCAAAAUCAGCUUAAAAGACAUAAUUGUUUCUUGUGAAUGUUGUUGUAGUUGCUGGCUGAUUAUUUAGUGGUGUGCUAACAUUAAUUGCUAGUGGUAAACAAUUUUUUUUUGUAGUCUAUUCUAUUUUCUAUAUGAUGAGCACAUCUCAUAUUUUAGGAGAACAGAGUCCUGCAAGGAUUUAGUUUGUAGAAUUUUCAGAUUGAGACAAUGUGUUAUCUUUACA
Messenger RNA from Lolium rigidum, 808 nucleotides. RefSeq lists its product as uncharacterized. The record is from RefSeq and is a predicted model, not a curated record. Gene Ontology annotation, cellular component: nucleus. Gene Ontology annotation, molecular function: 8-oxo-7,8-dihydroguanine DNA N-glycosylase activity. The transcript has 3 exons. Gene Ontology annotation, biological process: DNA repair; base-excision repair, AP site formation. Bases 154 to 540 code for a protein of 128 amino acids. Lineage: Eukaryota; Viridiplantae; Streptophyta; Magnoliopsida; Poales; Poaceae.